This is a messenger RNA of Eruca vesicaria subsp. sativa (arugula), 992 nucleotides long. The record is from the annotation of a GenBank genome assembly. Lineage: Eukaryota; Viridiplantae; Streptophyta; Magnoliopsida; Brassicales; Brassicaceae.
AUGGGGGACUCGUCGCCAGAAUUUGAUCCCGAGUAUGUCCGAUUCGGAGAAGAGAUCCGAGCGCAAUUGAAGGAACUCGGAGAAGAUACACAAACUUUUUCCUCCUCAUAUGAUCCGGCUGAUCGAGGCUGGUCCUCAUACGUUACAGAUGCCAACGCCUUUUUUGCUGGUAGGAGGAUAAAGCCUAGAGCUUGGCGCCGUCAUUAUGACAGAGGCCUUUGCGCUAGACUUGCACUCUACUGUUAUAAUCUUCAGAAGGGCACAGUUUACGAUUUUGGGUAUAUCUGUCAGUUACAUGAGCAGAGACACCGUUCCUUCACCAAGUCUUUCAUAACAUGUGAGGCCGUUAAUCUAGCCGACCGUUCUCCACUCACUUUCGAGACUUGCGUGAAGCAUAACGAUGAUCAAGUUACAUAUGUCCCCAAUUUGUGGUGGGAGACUCACAUUUGCAGGGUCGAAGGUAGCGAAGAGGCUGAUUAUGAGUGGGACGAUAGAGCAGUAAAUGAUUAUUACAAAGGUGAAAUGCCUAAAUGGCUGUCUAAUGAAGAUCAGCAGCAACGAUCCUAUGUGGUUAAACAAUCAGAGCUUCGUAACGAGAAAAACGGAUGGGUGCAUCUCUUAACUGAGUUUGCCUUCUUCACGAAAUGGAAUGGACCGCUUAGUCCGGGAGAGAUUGAGGAUUGCCGGCCUCUGAUUACUCAACGUGUGGUUGUGGAAACUCUUGGAGACGAAGGUGAGAUAGAGCCGAGUGACAAGCUCCAUGCGCCCAAUGCAAUCUUCUACAUAUCUUUUGAGUGCGGGGAUGAUCUCACACAAGGUAGUUAUAGGGCUGUUGUACGUAAGACUAUGGAUGGGAAACCGGGCCACAUGCGCCUCGAGGUUACGUGUCAGAGCGUCUGAUCACAAGAAACGGAGGAAUCAGAGAUCAUCAAAUUUCAAUAUAUCUUGUUAAAUUCACAAGUCACAAGCCUUUUAACUUGGAAAAAUCCCGA